Molecule: messenger RNA, 504 nt
Organism: Fomitiporia mediterranea MF3/22
Lineage: Eukaryota; Fungi; Basidiomycota; Agaricomycetes; Hymenochaetales; Hymenochaetaceae
Exons: 5
Coding region: 1-504 (167 amino acids)
Cellular component (GO): nucleus
Molecular function (GO): histone H2A acetyltransferase activity; histone H4 acetyltransferase activity; protein N-terminal-serine acetyltransferase activity
Source: RefSeq, a predicted model, not a curated record
AUGAAGACAAUUUAUGAGUCAAGCGACAUCUUUCCUUGGGAUCCUAAGCAGAAGCAAAAACAAAUGUUCCACGAACAUGCACGCUUCUUGUUGAUCACUCCCGACUCACAAGAAGAGGACAUAAGCUUACUUAGCGCAGAAGACGUCCUUGCGUAUGCAGUCUUCAGAUUCGAGAGGGACGAGGGGAGAAACGUUGUUUACGUUUAUGAACUACAAACCAGUGGAGGCUCUCGUCGUUCCGGUCUUGGGAAAGCACUUAUUGAGAACCUGGAGUCGAUCGGGAGAGACUUCAGGAUGUCCGGAAUUAUGCUGACUCACAUAAAGUUGAACGCAGAGGCCGAAACAUUCUAUAAAUCUUUAAAUUUCAAAGUAGAUAUAACAUCCCCAGAUUAUGAGAGGGAAGUGACAGAUGAUAGUGGUGAAGGUGAUGAUGACGAUGAGAAGGAUUCUGACUCGGACGACGGCUAUUCGAUUCUUUGGAGAUCUAUACAGCGAAAUAAAUAA